AUGAUGAACGAACACAAAGAAGAAAAUGGCGGAGAGUUUGAGGCUUUACGCAAAAGUCGAACACCCAGAGUGGUCAGCGGCAUGAACAGACCCUACAAACCGAAACCAUUGGGCGAACAAACACGUGCCCUGAGACGUCAGGCAAUUAUGGUUAUUUUGGGUAAUUUGGGUGUAAUUUCAACAGGUCUGUCAUUGGGUUUACCCACCAUUACAAAUGGACCCAUGAAAGAUACCAGUGCUCCGGCAUAUUUAAAUGACUCGGAAUUUUCAUGGUUUGCAUCGGUAAAUUUAUUUUUUGGUCCUGUGGGAGGACUUCUCUCCGGUCUGCUGUUGGAUAAAUUGGGACGUAAACGUACCAUGUAUGUGCUGAAUGUUAUUGGUUUGACAUCAUGGGUUCUGAUGGCCACGGCUAGCCAAGAAAAUCAAUAUGCCAUGUUUAUGCAACUGAUUGUGUCGCGAUGUGUUCAAGGUAUUGGCAUGGGUCUGUCAAGUGCCCCCGUCGGGGUUUACUCAGCUGAAAUCAGUACUCCCAAAAUAAGAGGACGCCUAAUUUUGGGUACCUCCAUCUCAGUGGCUGGUGGUAUUACCAUAAUUUACAUAUUGGGUUACUUUAUACGCGAUGAUUGGCGUUUGAUUGCCAUGAUCUGCUGUGCCUUCCAAUUGAUUGCGUUGUUGUGUGUCAUACCCUUGCCGGAGUCCGCGAAUUGGUUGUUGACGAAAUCCCGCCUGGCCGAAGCUCGGCAAUCUUUGAAUUAUUUCCGUGGCUUGGAAAAGAAACCUGUCAUUACCCAUCCUGAGGUAUUAGCGGAAUUCAAUUUACUACAAAAGAACAUACAAUUGGCUGAGGGUGAGAAGAAGCCUUCGUUUUUCAAAUCCCUAAAAUUACCCGAAGUCUAUAAGCCUUUGCUGAUCCUCAUGGGCCUGUUUACCUUCCAACAAAUCACCGGUAUUUUUGUUGUCAUCGUUUAUGCCGUACAAAUCGCCAUGGAAGCUGGUGUUACCAUUGACCCCUUUAUGUGUGCCAUUAUGAUUGGUGUGGCUCGAGUUGUCACAACCUGUCCCAUGGGUUAUAUACUCGAGAAAUGGGGACGUCGUAGUUCUGGUUUAAUAUCUGCCUUGGGUAUGGGUCUCUGCAUGGCUCUGUUGUCGCUUCACAAACACCUCACCGUAAUACCAUAUCUACCGGUCAUAGCCAUUGUGGCAUUCAUUGUCUUGAGUACUUUGGGUCUGUACACCCUGCCCUUCUUUAUGAUAUCUGAAGUGUUUCCCCAAAAGGUUAGAGGAGCUGCAUCGGGUCUAACCGUGGCCUAUGGUACUUUCAUUUCAUUUGUGGUCACCAAAACCUAUCCCUCCAUGAAGGCUGCCAUUGGCAAUGAAUACUGCUUUGUCACCUAUGCUGUUCUCUCCUUUGUCGGGGCCGUCUUCAUUUAUACUUUCUUACCGGAAACCCGUGGCCGUACUCUCUUGGAAAUUGAGGAGGAAUUCCGUAGUGGUAAAAAGAAACCUGCAGAACCAGUGGAAAUGGAAGAAAUCUAUGUGAAGUAGAAG
This is a messenger RNA of Musca vetustissima, 1548 nucleotides long. RefSeq names its product facilitated trehalose transporter Tret1. The record is from RefSeq and is a predicted model, not a curated record. Gene Ontology annotation, cellular component: membrane. The transcript has 4 exons. Lineage: Eukaryota; Metazoa; Arthropoda; Insecta; Diptera; Muscidae. Bases 1 to 1545 code for a protein of 514 amino acids. Gene Ontology annotation, biological process: carbohydrate transport; transmembrane transport. Gene Ontology annotation, molecular function: sugar transmembrane transporter activity.